AUGUUCCACUUUUCAAAACUGCGCAACUUACGCAACAUUUUGUCUUGCACUAUGCACUGUGGUUGUUAUUCUAGUUUUUCCAAAUCUCCAGAACAACUAUCUCAAGUUCUAAAUAAGCACUUGUUGGAACGUAUUAAUACUUUCGGACCCUUAACUGUAGCUGAAUACAUGAAAGAAUGUUUAUCUAAUCCACUAUAUGGUUAUUAUAAUACACACAGUGUUUUCGGAAAAUCUGGAGAUUUCACCACUUCACCUGAAAUAUGUCAAAUCUUUGGUGAGUAG
Molecule: messenger RNA, 282 nt
Organism: Schistosoma spindalis
Lineage: Eukaryota; Metazoa; Platyhelminthes; Trematoda; Strigeidida; Schistosomatidae
Source: the annotation of a GenBank genome assembly